This is a messenger RNA of Aspergillus udagawae, 1026 nucleotides long. Its product is annotated as NAD(P)-dependent alcohol dehydrogenase. The coding region runs from base 1 to 1026 and encodes 341 amino acids. The record is from RefSeq and is a predicted model, not a curated record. Gene Ontology annotation, biological process: alcohol metabolic process. Gene Ontology annotation, molecular function: alcohol dehydrogenase (NADP+) activity; zinc ion binding. Lineage: Eukaryota; Fungi; Ascomycota; Eurotiomycetes; Eurotiales; Aspergillaceae. The transcript has 3 exons.
AUGUCCAAAACAAUCGAAUUCAACGUCUUCAAAGGCUCCGAGAGUGGGGACGUCAACCCGGACACGAUCAGGCGCACCAUUCAGCCCUCGGAAGUUUUCGUCGAGAUCUCGCACGCAGGCCUCUGCGGAACGGACCGGCUAUUCAAGAACAAGGGCAUUGCACUUGGCCACGAGGGCGCAGGCACCGUCCGCGACGUUGGAAGCGCAGUAACCAACUUCAAGGUCGGCGACAAGGUUGGCUUCGGCUGGGUGCGCAAGGUGUGUGGACAUUGCGACUUCUGCGUUAGCGGUCACGAUCAGUAUUGCCAGCAGCGCGAGCAGUAUGGCAAGGAGAACACCGAGAUCGGUGCAUUCGCUACCCACGCCGUCUGGCACGAGAGCAUGCUGAUCAAGCUUCCGGAUGACCUGGAGCCUGAGUAUGCUGCUCCGCUGAUGUGCGGCGGAGCGACUGUCUGGUGUGCUUUGACGUGCUACGAUAUCAAGCCUGGAGACCGAGUCGGGGUCCAGGGGAUCGGCGGACUAGGGCAUAUGGCGAUUCAAUUUGCGUCAAAGCUAGGAUGUGACGUGGUUGUAUUCUCGAGCUCCGCCGCAAAGAAGGACGAGGCGAAGGGCCUGGGAGCGAACGAGUUCCAUACACUUGAGAACGGUGCUGUGCGAGAUGCUGUGCGGCCGGUAAAAUAUCUUCUCUGGUGUGGAAAUGAGCCGCCUGAUUUUCCCAAGUUGGUGCCUCUAGUCUUAACUGCGAGAGAUUUGAGCACGCAACAACCCCCGCUGCCAGUCAUGCCGCUUAUCUCGAACGGCAUUCGGAUUCAGGGCUCCGCGGUAGCCUCGCGUGUGGCUGUCCGCAAGAUGCUGCGAUUCGUGUCACUGCACAGAAUCCGGCCCAUCAUCAUGACAUGGCCGAUGACAAAGGAUGGAAUCCAAGCUGCAUUCCAGAUCCUGGAGCAAGGCAAGAUGCGGUACAGAGGAGUUAUUGUGGGCCAGAGACAUUUGAUGGGGAAGCCUGCUGUAGAGAAAAUGGGAUGA